Messenger RNA from Neoarius graeffei (lesser salmon catfish), 3222 nucleotides. RefSeq names its product calpain 8 (gene capn8). Gene Ontology annotation, molecular function: calcium ion binding; calcium-dependent cysteine-type endopeptidase activity. Gene Ontology annotation, biological process: proteolysis. Gene Ontology annotation, cellular component: cytoplasm. Bases 97 to 2199 code for a protein of 700 amino acids. The record is from RefSeq and is a predicted model, not a curated record. Lineage: Eukaryota; Metazoa; Chordata; Actinopteri; Siluriformes; Ariidae. The transcript is spliced from 21 exons.
ACACCUCAACAUAAGCUCUGUCAAGCUGCACCGUCAAGCAAACAUUCUUUACCACACUCUUUUAAGACUAACACUUGAGAGCAAGUUUGUGUCAAGAUGUCCAACAUCGCCCAUGUGCUGGCCAAGAGGAAGGACAAAGAGGAAGGACUGGGAGGCAAUGACAAUGCCAUUCCUUUCAAUAACCAGGAUUUUCAGAAGCUGCGACGUGAGUGCUUGGAGAGUGGCAAACUUUUCUGCGACCCCACCUUCCCUGCUGAAUUCCGCUCUUUAGGAUACAACCAGCUAAGCCGAUAUUCCUCCAAGACCAUAGGAGUGGAAUGGAAAAGGCCAUCGGAGGUUUGCCCAGACCCUAAGUUCAUUUGUGAUGGUGCUACAAGGACUGACAUCUGCCAGGGAACUCUAGGUGACUGUUGGCUCCUGGCAGCCAUCGCCUCUUUGACUCUGGACACUCAGAUUCUAGGACGGGUUGUUCCUGCUGACCAGAGUUUCACUGAACAGUAUGCUGGCAUCUUUCAUUUCCAGCUUUGGCAGUAUGGUGAGUGGGUGGAUGUUGUCAUUGAUGACCGGCUGCCCACAAGAAAUGGGGAGCUCCUGUUUGUUCACUCAGCCAAAGGGAAUGAGUUCUGGAGUGCCCUGCUGGAGAAGGCUUAUGCUAAGGUGAACAGCUCUUAUGAAGCUCUUUCUGGAGGCUCCACCACUGAGGGCUUUGAGGAUUUUACUGGUGGAAUUUCCGAGAGUUAUGAACUGCUAAAAGCUCCCCCGACUCUGUUCAAAAUCAUCAGGAAGGCACUGGAUCGUGGAUCUCUGCUUGGCUCCUCCAUAGAUAUCAGCAGUGCAGCUGAGACAGAAGCAAUAACCAGACAGAAGCUGGUGAAGGGACAUGCCUACUCUGUCACGGGAGCAGAAGUGGUUCAUGUGCAUGGCAGCCCAGUUCAGCUGGUGCGUCUGAGGAAUCCAUGGGGUCAAGUGGAAUGGACCGGGGCUUGGAGUGAUGGAUCUAAAGAGUGGGACCGAGUGCUGCCAGAAGAGAAGGCCAAACUCAAUUACUCAGCAGAAGAUGGAGAGUUCUGGAUGGCUUAUUCAGAUUUUGUGAAGCAGUACUCCAAGUUGGAAAUAUGUAACUUAACGCCUGAUACACUGAUGAGCAAAGGGGUUGCCCGCUGGAGCUAUCAUCAAUUUGAGGGAACUUGGAAGGUUGGCUGUACUGCUGGUGGCUGCAGAAACAACUCAGCAACCUUUUGCUCAAACCCCCAGUACAUGAUAAAGCUGGAUGAGACCGAUGAUGACCCCCACGACGGAAUAGAUGGCUGCUCGUUUUUGGUUGGCCUGAUGCAGAAAGACAUGCGCCAAGAGAGGCAAUUUGGACGAGACCUCAACACAAUUGGCUUUGCUAUCUACAAGGUUCCUGAUGAGUAUCAAGGUCGCAAUAACAUUCACCUCGGCCCAAACGUCUUGCUGCGUCAGAGAGCUGUGGCCAUGAGUGACACCUUCAUAAACCUGCGUGAGGUGUGCUGCCGUUUCAAACUGCCACCCGGUGAAUAUGUCAUUAUUCCAUCUACGUUCGAGCCACACCGCAAGGGUUCCUUUAUACUUCGUGUUUUUGCUGAGAAACACGCCAAUGCCAGCCCAAUGGAGACGGACAUCAGUGCUAAUAUUAAAGAGGAUAAGAUCUCUGAGAAAGAUGUGGACCCACAUUUCCAACACCUCUUUAAGCAAGUUGCUGGAAAUGAUUCUGAAAUUUCAGCGUUAGAGCUGCAGAACAUUCUGGACAGAGUUGUAUCUCAGCGAACUGACCUGAAAACUGAUGGCUUCUCAAUGGAGACCUGCCGUCAUAUUGUCAGCCUACUGGAUAGAGAUGGCAGUGGGAAACUCGGGCUGGUGGAGUUUCACAUAGUCUGGAUGAAGCUACAGAAAUAUAUGGAGAUCUUCAAGAUCCAUGACACAGACAACUCGGGCACCAUGAGCUCCCAUGAGAUCAGAGAAGCUCUCAGCGACGCAGGCUUCCAGCUGAACACACCCAUCCUGGAGGUGAUUGUUAUGCACUACGCUGAUAAGCAAAGCGCCAUCGACUUUGAUGCCUUCGUAGGCUGCAUAAUCCGUCUGGAGCUGCUUUUCCAUAUAUUCAAAAAGUUCGACAAGAACAAUACUGGGAAGAUUGAGCUGGAUCUUCUGCAGUGGCUGUGCUUGGCCCUAAGCUGAAUUCCCACAGACCCGUGUUCUGCGGUGUACUGCGGAGCCGACAACACCACGUUGAUUUGUUCCACACUGAUUGUGUUCUUUACAAAAAUGGUGAAAAUCGUUCACUGUAGUUUGAGUUUACAUAUUUCUUUCUCGAUGGAUGCUAAUUGAACCCUAUAUCCCAAUCCUAGGCUGAUCUUUUGGUGCUUUCUAAUGGUUAAUACACUAUUUGUCUUGCAAAAACAACAAAAAACAAACAAAAAAAACCCCGACAACAACAAAACCCAAAAACAGAAUCUGGAAACAAUUUACAAAUCUUCACUAGAUUUCUUACCUUAGUGGUGUACUAACUGUACUCUUUUCUAACAUUAAUAAAUUAACACUAAUCAUUAACUCAACCCAGAGCCUCGUCUAAUGCCUCUCAACCACAUCCUGCUUCAUGAAUGGGUUAAUUAUUUUCUAUCAUUUGAUAUUAAAGAUAUAUAUCAUGAUAAGCAUGUGUUUCAUUGGUACACAAUGUGUUAUUAAAGAUUAUGCAUUUUCAACAUCAUUCAGGGAGCAUUUAAGAUAAGGUUGAGAAUAAAGUUGCAUAGUCAUUGUCUAAAGUAGGGCAAUAUGACUAUGCAAUACUGCACUAUUGUCGUUGAAUGUUACAUCUGAAACACACACACACACACACACACACACACACCCCAGGUGAAAUCUGGUCCAAAUGAAAACAGUGAACUUGGUGAUCUUGGGAUCCACUCCUGGGACCAACUUCAUAUUUCAGAGUUCUUAAUAGUGUGGAAAAGCAUGUUGCAGUCAACAGAUUAAAGAAAGCACUGUUAAAUAACCCACCCAAGUGGCUAUUAAAUAACUGAAACAAAACACACUUACGAACAACGACAGGAUUUGUAUUCCCACCUUACACACAGUGUUCCCAUGACAAUAAUUCCAAUUUGCCUACCAUUAAAGUUCAAUGAAAUUUUUUUAAUUUUUUUGACAUUUGUUCAUUUUGGUUUCUCUGGCAUCAUUUAUAAAUUAAAAAUCCAAUAGAAAGUU